Theobroma umbraticum is the source of this 567-nucleotide messenger RNA. The record is from RefSeq and is a predicted model, not a curated record. NCBI's taxonomy places the organism in Eukaryota, Viridiplantae, Streptophyta, Magnoliopsida, Malvales, Malvaceae.
AUGCGAAGAGAUUACCCUUAUGAAGGAAGAUCGCAAGGAACAGGUUGUGGGUAUGUGCAACCAGCUUCAGUGGUAGCAUUUGCAGUUUCACCUCCAGUAAGGAGAAACCGACUCGAUAAAGGUAAAGGGAUAGCUUCUACUUUUCGAUCCCUACCUACUAAGUCAGUGUCACAGGGUACUUCCGGAGAGGGACAAAUAUUGGCAAAGGUCACUAGAAUGGAAACCGGACUAAAUUAUUUGACGUGCACAGUAGCCACGGAAGAUGUGUCGAUGGGGGAAAAGUUUGUCGAUAUUAAAAUGGUGUCAAUAAUUAAUGAAUGCGAAGAUGUGUUCCCAGAUGAAGUGCUAGAGUUACCCUCAGAAAGAGAGGAUAAAUUUUGCAUUAAUUUGACUCCUAGCACGGAACCAAUAUCUGAAGUUCCUUAUCGAAUGGCACUAGCAGAAAUGCGAGUAUUGCGAGAGCAAUUGCAAGAGUUGAGGGAAAAGCGAUUUAUUUGUCCAAGUACUUCCCCUUGGGGAGCUCCGGUAUUAUUUGUAAAGAAAAAAGAUGGAAGUUUGAGGUUAUGA